Exserohilum turcica Et28A is the source of this 840-nucleotide messenger RNA. RefSeq lists its product as uncharacterized. The transcript is spliced from 3 exons. The coding region runs from base 1 to 840 and encodes 279 amino acids. NCBI's taxonomy places the organism in Eukaryota, Fungi, Ascomycota, Dothideomycetes, Pleosporales, Pleosporaceae. The record is from RefSeq and is a predicted model, not a curated record.
AUGCCGAGGUCCCAGUCUUGGUUGCAUACAGUCUUUCUGUCUCUUGUUGUGGUCAUCCAUCUUCCGACAGGUCUGGCACAAGACGACCCUGCAUCCAGCACUGAAAGUCCUACAACAUCGUCGAUAGCACCCGAUCAGCCAAGCCCGACAAACUCAGCGCCUGCACAAACAUACACCAUCCAAGUCGGCCUGGCAGACCAUAAAUUCAAGCCUGAGGUGACGACGGCCAAUAUCGGUGAUACAAUUGAAUUCGCCUUCUACCCGCGUAAUCACAGUGUCGUCCGCGCAGAAUACGGUUUCCCAUGCAUACCCUACGAGAUGACCGGGGCUUCGAAAACUGGCUUCUUCGCUGGCUUCCACACCGUCGACACGGUGCUCUCCUCGCCGCCUACCUACCGCAUCCUUAUCAACGACACCGACCCCAUAUUCUUCUACUGCUCUGCCCCCGGUAGCUGUCUGACAUACGGCAUGGUAGGCGCCAUUAACCCCAAUGCGUCGAUGAGUGUGCAAAAGCAGCAGCAGCUAGCGUUAAGCAGCACAUAUAUGCUUAACCCAGGCGAACCCUUUCCCGACGAAAGCCCCUCAGCAAGUAACCCAGCUACCAGUUCCGCCACGGCAAACACUGACACUGGGAAACCAGCUGACGAAAAGGGGCUUUCCACAGGCGCCAUUGUCGGCAUCGUCGUCGGCGGAUCGUCCAUCAUCUUCGUCGCUGCACUCUUCUUCUUCUUCUGGGGCCGCACCACCAGCCUCGCCAACGAAGAAGAGAAGGAGGAGAUUGAGGAAGAGAAGGAGAAGGAGAAGGAGAAGGAGAAGGGGUUAAUUACAAUGAAUGGAUAA